AUGCCUAUUUUGCCACGGCAUAUAGUCAUCCAAGACGCCGUUGACGCCAACGACCCUGUGCGCCUUCAGCAAAUCCGCCAGAGCAUACACAACAGUAUUUCGAAUUCGCCUAUCGGCUCUUCUCCUUCUCGAUCGACUUUCUCAAACUCGCACUCACAUGGUCAUGGCCCCUCGGCGCCGUUUGGCCUCCCCAGCAUGUCAUUUCCCACUACCCACGGUAGCCUGUCUAAUGGCCAGCGCUUCAACGGGUCGCCAUCAGUGACACUUGCUUUUAAGUCGAGUCCUUUUUACCAGAUCGAGGCGCGUGCUGGCGACGUGAAGGUUUGCGAUGUCAUGGCGCAACACCGCAACACGGUAACCUAUCCCAUCAAACUGGAAGACCAUCAUUAUCUACAGAAGUGUGUUAAUGAUCCUUCGUACCGAGUGAUGGUCUUCUGCGCUGGGGACUGCCUAGGAACGCAAGAAGUCGCUUUUCCUCACCAGUCUGAGCUUAAGGUCAAUGGUGGUGACAUCAAAGCCAACUUGCGCGGCCUGAAGAACAAACCUGGCUCUACUAGACCAGUUGACAUCACCAAAGCGCUCAGGCUUCGGCCAAAAUAUACGAACAACGUUGAAUUUACAUAUGCGUUGACCUCCAAGGCAAGUUUUAGUCAAAAAUUCUAUUUUGUGAUCAACAUCUGCAAGAUUACUUCCGUUGAAGAGCUUGCAGGACGUAUAGCUAACGGAAAGAAAAUAUCGAUUGAGGCUGUGAAGCAAGAACUCAAUGCCAAAGCGCAGGAUCCCGAUGUUGUAGCAACCUCACAGGUACUGUCGCUCAAGUGCCCACUGUCAUAUAUGCGCCUAGCGCUUCCAUGCCGUGGCCUGAGUUGCACCCAUCUGCAAUGCUUUGAUGCUACAUCAUAUCUUCAACUGCAGGAACAGGGUCCGCAAUGGCAAUGUCCCAUUUGUUACAAAUCCGCAACCUUUGAUCUGCUGGCUGUUGACGGAUAUGUAAGAGACAUUCUUGCCAAGACAUCAAAAAGUCAAGAGACUGUGACUAUUGAACCUAAUGGCGACUGGCAUACCAAGGCGUCUGAAGAUAGCAGCCAGGGGCAGACGAACGGCAACUCUGUUAAAAACGAGGAUGACGACGACGACGAUGACCUGGUGAUAUCAGAGGUCAACCCUAUCGGUCAUCGCCGCAUGGAGACCCCUAAGAACGCCACUCCAAGUGUCAACACACCAGUGGCGGCGAGUCGUGAUAGCUCAUCGGCUGGUCCUAGAGGCAUAGCAUCUACCAGCGCCAAACGCCCAGUAGCCGCGAUUAUCGACCUGACCCUUUCUGAUGAUGACGAGCCAGCUCCGCCUCCCAAGAGGCAGAACACUUCAACGAACGGAUACUCAGGAUCAAAUGGCGUAUCUGGCUCCUCUCCAGUCUCGCCUGAUGGAUAUGGGUAUCUCUAG
Messenger RNA from Fusarium coffeatum, 1443 nucleotides. RefSeq lists its product as uncharacterized. The coding region runs from base 1 to 1443 and encodes 480 amino acids. The transcript has 5 exons. Gene Ontology annotation, biological process: protein sumoylation. Gene Ontology annotation, molecular function: SUMO ligase activity; zinc ion binding. NCBI's taxonomy places the organism in Eukaryota, Fungi, Ascomycota, Sordariomycetes, Hypocreales, Nectriaceae. The record is from RefSeq and is a predicted model, not a curated record.